AUGGCGAGCAUUGAACUAGCAGAGAUAUCUUUCAUCAACCAGAUCAGGAAAUCAGACGUAUCAUCCAUCUUUCACACGGCAUGGAGGGGGGAAAGAAUGCAUCUUGAAAGUGGUAAAUGCGAAAGCGCUGCCUUUGCACGACUCUCCGAACGUGGACUCUGCGAUAAAGGCUCCGUCCCGCGCUUCUAUGGCCAAGUUGAGCAAAUCAACCCCGUGGACGCGUCCCCACAACUGAACGACUUCCUCGAAGACCAGCUGCGCCCCAAUGCCAUCCUCCUUGAGUACAUCCUCAACAUACGCCCGAUAGAUCUGUCGAACUUCGCAGAGAAGCGGGCCCACAAACUCCACCAGAUCCUACUGGAGUACACCGAAGAUACGGACCGCGUCCUUUGGAUUGACUUUGAUCGCGCGCAGACACGAACGCCCGAUGCUCUGCAACCGAAUCAUGUGGAAUGGCUGGAGGAGGAGGCAGAUAUGAUGGAUUACUUUGUAAAAGCUCUGGCGGCUGAUGCUCGUGAUGGGAGAAUCUAUCGUACAUGGGCUUGCUAUUAUGAGUAUGUUGAAUUCAGGCCGCAAUCUGUGGUUUACUGCUGA
Molecule: messenger RNA, 594 nt
Organism: Aspergillus ibericus CBS 121593
Lineage: Eukaryota; Fungi; Ascomycota; Eurotiomycetes; Eurotiales; Aspergillaceae
Exons: 4
Coding region: 1-594 (197 amino acids)
Source: RefSeq, a predicted model, not a curated record